GCAGGACUGCUUACAGAACAAGAGAACCUGGCGAGGCUCCGGAGGAGCUUGAAAGGCACCGCUAGGGAAGCAGCUCAAUGUUUAUUCGUCGGAGCCACGUCCUCCAACGAAGUAAUGAGCUUACUGACUAAGCUACGCACCCUUCCACGUCUGGGCGAACAUCCGAGAGACAUCUGCAACUUCGCAUCGAAGAUCAUCAACGUCACGGCCACAUUGAAGGCGCUAAACAGACCGCAUUAUCUACACAACGCCGAGAUAGUGCGCGCCGUGGUUGAGAAGCUGCCUUCAGCAUUGCGCUAUCGAUACUAUGACUUUGCUGCGGAACAGCCAGAAUACCAACCUGACCUAGUAACCCUGACCGAGUUCAUGCAACGCACAGCUGCACGUUGUGGGAGCUACGCGCCCGUCGAGAACACACCUGUGGAAGACCGGCGGGAGCCAGCAGGCAGGAGACCCAUGAAGAGCUACCACACUCAAAUAGCGAAGCCAGCCGCGCACGAACAAGUUACUACGUGUCCUAUUUGCGACAAGACGGGUCAUCAUGCGGCGCAAUGCGACGAAAUGAAGACAGCAGAUGUAGCCGCCAGGUGGGACAUAGCACGCAAACAUAGGCUAUGUUUCCGCUGUUUACGGACACGCAAAUUUCGCCAUACGUGUAAAAACAAGAGGUGCGGCAUCGACGGUUGCGAGUACAUGCAUCAUUCACUGCUGCAUGGCACUCCACCCUCAUCAAAGGAGAAGAAAGAAGCUCCUGCAUCAUUUGUUGUGGCAUCAGCAAAAGACAGAAGCAACACCACCGCGCUACUGAAGGUACUCCCUGUGCAAGUGAGGGGCCCCAAGGGUACGUGCAACGCACUCGCACUACUGGACGACGGGUCAACGUGCAGCCUGAUUGAGGCGGCGCUAGCAAGAAGGAUCGGCGCAGCGGGUACACCAGCACCCUUUUACAUUGAGGGUGUAGCCGGCACACGAAUCAACGUCUGCGAAUCGCAACAAGUACGCAUUUCUCUGCGCGGGCGCGACACGAAUGAGCAUACAAUAACGGCCCGCACCAUGAACAACUUGAAGCUAUCGCCGCAAGCAGUCCCACGUAACGUCAUACGAGCUUGCCCCCACCUGCACGACUUAGAAGAGCAUCUCAUCUACGAAGAGGGAUCACCUACGAUACUGCUGGGUCAAGACAACUGGCAUCUUUUACUCACACAUGCCGUGCGACAAGGAGACCGACACCAACCGAUCGCAACACUCACCGAUCUAGGUUGGGUUCUACACGGCACUAAGAGAUCGAAUGAAAGAGUCAACACCCACAAAGUACUCCACGCUGUCGCCCCUGAUGAUGAAGAGUCCAUGGAGCAGAUGAUGAGGGAACACUUCAGCCUCGAGUCAUUGGCUGUCAUACCGAGACGCAGCCACAACGACGACGAGCGACGAGCACUGCAACAACUAGAAGAUAAAACCCGCCGUUUACCGGCAGGAGGCUUUGGCGUAACGAGCACGUUCGUCCACCUGACAGCUACGACGUGGCGUUAAGAAGAUUGGAACUAGUUGAAAAGAAACUCGACCGCGACGAGGAACUGAAAAAGAGAUACGAAAAACAGUUACAAACACUGUUCGACAACGACUACGCAGAAAUAGCGCCACCCCAUAAGAACCCGAAGACUUGGUAUUUACCCCAUUUCGCCGUCAUCAAUCCACAGAAGCCAGAGAAGCUCAGAUUGGUCCACGACGCCGCUGCCAAAGCCAAAGGAGUCAGCCUGAACGACAUGCUACUACCAGGCCCGGACUUAAUACAAUCCCUGCCCGGCGUGCUGAUGAAGUUCCGUCAGCGACCAGUAGCGGUAGCAGCCGACAUCAGAGACAUGUUUCUUCGAGUGACCAUACGAGAGGAAGAUAGAGACAUGCAGCGCUUCCUGUGGAGAGGAGACGACCGAGAUCGCCAACCGACCGAGUACCGUAUGAAGAGUGUCAUAUUCGGCGCCACAUCAUCUCCCUGUACUGCUAUCUACGUAAAGGACAAGAACGCGGAAC
Messenger RNA from Hyposmocoma kahamanoa, 2028 nucleotides. RefSeq lists its product as uncharacterized. The transcript is spliced from 2 exons. Lineage: Eukaryota; Metazoa; Arthropoda; Insecta; Lepidoptera; Cosmopterigidae. Bases 115 to 1530 code for a protein of 471 amino acids. The record is from RefSeq and is a predicted model, not a curated record.